CCUAACCGAGUCUACCUCGAGCCUCGCCAACACCCAGACGGCAGAGAACUCCCUGGACUCUCGAAGGACUGGCCUUUUCUCUGCUGCACUACUAGCUUCACUCUCUACCUGCUUCCUGGCGUCGUCAACGAGUCUGCCUCCAGUGUUGGUAAGGUCACAACGCCUACUCUAAGCAGAACUAAAGCAGCCACUGGGAGAUCUACCUACCAUAAGAGGGCCUCAACAUCUACUGAAAAGGGCAACGAGGCCAUUAACACUAAACAGGACCAAAGAAGCUACUUCCGGAUGGUAAAGUGUUACAACUGUGGGGAAGGUCAUGUGAGGUCUAAGUGUCCAAAGAAUCUCGGAGCCUUUAAAGAACCACAGGACAAAUACAAGGUAGGAUUUUGUAUGGAUGAACGGGUCUCCCAGAUUAUGCAGUUCCCGGCACGAUCAACGGCUCCUGGGCUACUACUAUUGUCAGACACCGGCUGCAACUGCGUGAUCGUCUCUGAGAAGGUAGUGCCUGAUGUUGACGUCUCUCAGCGACCUAAGGUGGUAGUAGAGGAUUAUCUUGGAUGGGUAGAUAUUUUUCCAACCAUUAGGUGUUAUAUAAGAUGUCCAUAUUUCGAGGGUUGGAUUGAUAGUCUCAUGAAUAGCAAAGCACCAUCCUCCUCGCUCCGAACCUCAGUCGGUGAUUUGGCUAUGCUUCAGUCUUCUCUGCCCACUGCCUCCUCUUUUCCUCCAGCCUCAGAAGAGGAGCCGCCGUUAAUGCGAGUAUAUGCUGUAGAAACCUGUAAUUGCAGAAUGAAGCGUGUUCAUCCUCUAGUUCGCCAGAAUUGCAACCCUUGGACGUGACUCCGGAGGAUUUCGCUCUUCUUCAAGAAGUGUCUGUCUCUUGGAAACCGUAGGAACAAAGUCCUUAAGAACAAAGUAACGCGGGUGAAGAGGAGCGGACAAAGGACCGCUCUACGUUGUUACCUUCGCUGUACCGGACUUCAAUUCCAGAAGUGUUUGACCUCGAAACAUCCAGCAAAGGUUGGUAAGCUCACCUUGUUCCUAAGGAUUGUCGACCAAUGAUCCUGUCUGUUGGUCAUGAAAACCCUUUAGCAGGUUAUUUCUCUCACAGAAAGAUCUUCUUGAAGGUAUCCAGCCACUUCUGGCCUGGGAUGGGCGCGGAUAUUAAUCGACUUCUGUCGGUCCUGUGACGUCUGUCAACGAAUGUCUGCCAAAGGUCAAGUCCGACUAGCACUUCUCCAUCCUCUUCCAAUUAUAACAGAACCUUCCAGAGUGGCUGUCGAUUUGGUUAAACCACUGUCUCUCCCAUCCUCGGGUACAUCCUCACUUUGAUCGACUACGCCACUGGGUUCCCAGAAGCCGUGCCACUGAAGGAAAUAGACUCGAUCUCCGUUGCUGAGGCCUUACUCCAUCUUUGCUAGAGUCGGUAUACCAUGAGUAUUCUCCAUUCUCAAGUUUGAUUUUUACUUCAGAGGGAAAGAAUUUAUUUUGUAAACGGAUCACAAACCCCUCACCUAUAUGCACACCUUCAAAGGCAAGAAUGAUCGCCUUCUCAGAUGGAGUCUAGGACUGCAACCAUACAGAUUCAGGGUCGUUCAUGUUGCUGGAGCUGACAAUCUUUGUGCAGACCUCCUCAGUCGAGUUUAGAUAUUUUCUUCUAUCCUUUCUUUUCUCCAGAAGGCAUCGCAUUCCCUAGGAGUGAUGUUCUACAAGGCUACCGUGGCUAGUCUCUUGGAGGGGAGUUGUGUAAAGGGCAGAACACCACCUGGCCAUCACCCCUCGUUCUGGAUCGUUCGGCCACUCCCGAGCGACACUUCGCUCAUUUCUCUCUGCCACGUAUGUCUCGAGAACCCUGGUUCCUCCGGUCACUCCGUCUCGAGGCCCCAGUGAACACCUAACCGAAUCUACCUAGAGCCUCGCCAACACCCAGACGGCAGAGCACUCUCUGAACUCUCCAAGGACUGGCCUCUCUUCUGCUGCCCUGGCUUCACCCUCUACCUGCUUCCCGGCGCCGUCAACGAGUCUGCCUCCAGUGUUGGUGAGAUUAGUGUUCCUCUGGCCCUCCCUCGCUCUGGAGGGAGACUCAUGGUGAGAGCCGGGUGGUGCGUAAGGUGUCCCUUUUGUUAUAUUGUGUAUACCUAUGUGUUUUUGCAGGUCUAGUAAACUUGGAACCAUU
This is a messenger RNA of Portunus trituberculatus (swimming crab), 2173 nucleotides long. RefSeq lists its product as uncharacterized. Bases 286 to 837 code for a protein of 183 amino acids. The transcript has 2 exons. Lineage: Eukaryota; Metazoa; Arthropoda; Malacostraca; Decapoda; Portunidae. The record is from RefSeq and is a predicted model, not a curated record.